UUCAAACUCAAAAAGUAAAAGAAAAGUUGAGAGAAAGCACAUGAAAAGGUCUCGGAGCCAUUCCCGAAGGAGGCACCGCUGUCAGCACAGUGAAUCCAGGAGUUCCACUAAGCAUUCCUCAAGCAGCAACAGCAGACACAGACGAAGAUCUCCAGAAUUAGGAAGCCUGCAAAGCUCAGCAAGGCGCUACACCUCCAGGGGAAACCUGCCCAUCUCUGUGGAACAGGGCGGCUCAACGUGGGUGCAGUCCAACAUGCCCAUCUGCAAAGCCCCUCUGAAUCACUGCUGCAUCUCCUCUGACACAAUUAUAAAGCAUUCAGGGUCUGAAGCUGGUUUAUUUACCAAAAAGGAAAGAAACCAUGACAUUGUGACCAAUCAGAAUGAAGGUCAUCAGGGUUAUGAUUCUGGCAAUGAUACAUCCUCGCCGCCAUCUACAAAAACAGGCCUGCCAAGGUCCAAGGACGACAAAGAGAAAAACAUUGUGUAUCAAGUAGGGUUACCCUCUCCGGAGAAACUCCGAUUCAACAAUGCUGACAGCAGCUCGGAUUCUGGGAAUUCUGUGAGCAGUUAUUCAUCCCUGUGUCAACCUCUUCUUUCCACCAGCCCAGUCACUAGCAAAAUUGAAAGAGAGGUUUCCUCUCCAUGUUUAGGCGCAGUGGGGGAGAAGCGUAGGACCUCCUCACCAGUAGGGGGCUCUCUGUCUCUUAGGGGUCUGUCAAGGACACACUUGCACAGCAGCAGCAGAAGCUGCAGUUCUCGAAGCUCCAGCUGUUCCUCACGCUCCCCUGAACACAAACUCUCCCCUGACUACUCCAGAAACAGGUCCCUGUCUUCAGGGGAAAGUUGUUAUUCCCGGUCUUCCAGCUACUCUGCAAAAUCUCGGAAGAGGAGCUUGGAGAGCUGGAGUUCGGAGUCCUGCAGGAGCCCAAGUUACUCCCGUUAUAGUCCAGACAGGUCCCGAGAGACAGAUAAUAAGAAGUAUGGUUCAAAGGGGAAAGAGUCCAAACGAGAGAGAGAGUGGAGGAGAUGCCGGUCAUACUCUCCAAUGAGGAAGCGCAGGAGAGACUCCCCCAGCCACCUGGAGGCUCGCCGCAUCACCAGCGCUCGGAAGAGGCCGAUUCCUUACUACCGGCCAAGCCCCUCGUCCUCCAGCAGGUCCAGCAGCUGCUGCUCCUGGUACAGCAGCCGGAGCCACAGUGCAACCCGCUGCCACAGUAGAACACGCAGCUGGAGCCACUCAACAUACCGAAACCACAGCCGGAGCCCGUCCUGGAGAUCCGGGAGCCGAAGCAGCCGGAGCCCGUCCUGGAGAUCGGGGAGCCGAAACAGCUGGAGCAGCUGCAGUGAGAGCUACGACUCACUGGGCAGCUCCAGCAGGGGGCGCCGCUAACAUCCUGCCUGCUGCUCGGUUCUGUCUCCACGCGGAGCACAUCAUUGCAGGGCUGAGUGGAUCACUUGGAGAUCACAACUUGAAGAGUGUGAAAUACAUAAAGGGCAUUGCCUGUGAGAGUUGGGUAUCACGGUACUGUAAUAAGUGAAAAUGGUUUCCAUUUUAUCAAUGAAGUUGUACCCGGUAUUAUGGAGCUUAAAUGAAACCCCCAAACCCAAAUAAAAAUAUUGAAUUGGCAGGAGGAGGGGCACAGUGACAGCAUUCCACAACAGAGUUCCAUUCCUCUUCCCUUCAUAGCAGCUUGUUAUUUGAAUUAUUUUAGAUGCUGCAUUUUCGUAUUUAAAACUGUACCAUAUCUAUGUAAAGUACUGUGCAGUAUUUUAAACUGAAAUGAACAUGCAAAACCUCAAAGUCAUUUCAUUUGGACCAAUGUUUUGCGUGCAUCAGGUGUUGUUUGUUUGUUUUUACAUCAACGUUUUAAUAUUUAUUUAUUUAUUUAUUUAUUAUAAUAAUAUGCAGUGAAGCAGAGAAUCAAAGCCAUGACCUUCUCAACCAGAACUAAACACAUUUUGUUUGGUCGGGCUUCAUUUUUCUAGUCAUUUUUGUUCAUGCAAAUGUACAGCUUUGUACACAAUCUUUUUCAUUUGCUGCAUCAGUAUGCGGUCAGCAUCCAAACUGCUGUGAUCUUUCUCUACGUGCUCCAGGUACAGAAAUCACUCCUCAUUCAGUAAUAAAGUAUGUAAUGGGUGAAGAAGAGCUCUAGAGCCUUAACUGCACUUGCAGAACAGCUCACUUUUAUAUAAAGGAAAUCUAGAUGCUGUGGCUUGCUCUGCUUGUAUUUAUUUGCAUGCAUAGAAAAUGCUUGCAGAGCAUAUCUUCUAUGAAUACGGUCCAACCUUAAUAUUUGCUAUAUACUGUAUAAGGAACAUCUUAUUUGAAGUUUAACUUAUGCUAUGUCCCUGAAUGGGUAUAAGAACUGGUGAUCUGAACAGAUUUAUAUACAGUAGCUGGUCUUCUCCAACCCUUCCACCUCUCCUAUUAAUCAAUAAAUCUGGUAAAACAGUGGAGCCGUUUAAUCAGUGCUUUCGAUGAUCAGGUUUCAGUCAUCUGAGAUACAUCCCAGCAAACCCUUCUUCAGACAGACACGGGAAUGAUUCAUUACAAGGCCUGGAGUUUAUUUAUUUCAAUAUUUUUCUGUAUGCCGUAAUGAUUGUUACACAGUGCUGUAUGUAUUAUUUAUUUGUGUUUUACAUAUUAUUUUUUCCGCUGUUAUUUAUUACUAAUGACAACAGUAUGUUUUAAUAUAGAUGGUGUCAUUAUGUUCCAAAAAGAAAAGGAUUUUUAAUUGUGUUGGAAAAAAGAACAAAAUGUUUCUGAGAAAAUAGCUCUAGUAACAGUCAAACAAUACAACCCCUUCCCCAGAAUGUGCAGGUUUUUAUUGUCAGACUAUGUGAGUGAGGUGUACCAAAAUGUCACUUGCAAGCGGUUGAUUCAUGAUAUGUUCUCUAUGCACUGUAUAUAUUAAUGGGAGGGACAAUGUCAUGCCUUGGUAUAUUUAUUUAAUGUAUGUAUUGUAACUUAUUUAUAGAGAAUAGUACAAAUCGGAUAUUUAAAAUUGAUGUCACAAAGAAAAAAAUAUUCUAAUACUUUUGGAGUAAUUUAUUUUAGCACAUGCAAAUCAAUCUCUUUUGGUUCAUAGUUCAAUUGAAUUGUUUGUACUUGAUAAUGGUUUUCCAAAGACAGUAAGUGUGACUCCCAACUAAUCCGCUAACAUGAAUUGAGAUAGCUGUUUAGCAGGUCCAUGAUCAUGGGUUAAUGCAAAGCCCUAGUUGUCAUAGCAACUGGAAGUUUGUCAGUUAACAACCCAGUCAAUGGCUGUGGACUUCCUAAAAGAAACAUUAAAUAAAGCGGGUUUGGUCGGGUCAGACUUUUAGUCCUAAACCGAUAUUGCAAGCUGCUCUGUAAAUAUUUUCCAAUUCUCAACAAUUUGAAUAAAGAGAGUCCUUUCUGAGGACAUUAAUGUGUUGAAUGAUGGAAGUAACUUGUGAGAAUUUGGAAGAAUACAACUUGGUAUUAUAGGCAAGCUUCUUUUAGUUUGAGCUUAUGAACUGCAGUGGAAAUGCUUUUAUGUGGCUCUCAACAGUGUGUUACACAGUAGACGGAACGCACUGCACAGAUAGCACAGUCAUUUUAUUUAUUGUUUCUAUUGUGUAAUCAAUUAAAAAACAUAAUAAAAGGAACACAAACAUCUAUAUAAUCUGAACUUUUAGACUAGUCCUUGGGUUCAGGUAACACCUCCAACGCUGUUGAGAAGAUUAAUCACAAAGGAGUGGCUGGGCGGCCCAAGGUCUAAUGGCAUGGAGCCACAGCUAGACUCCCCUUACUCACCUAGAGUCACCUUGGAAUCCAGCUAGAAGGUCAUAUUAAUAAGUAGAACUCUACAGAAAUAAGGUGUAUUUAUAAAAUGAGUGUAAAUCAUGUUCCAGCUGCAUUCGUGCCCUUCUUCAGUCAAGGGCACCUACCAGUAUACGACAGUUAGAGUUUGAAAUGUCUUUAGAACAAAAGUCAGAGAGGAGCAAGAAUCAAGUGGAAAUCCCUGUGCACAUCUUGUGUGUGUGUGUGUG
This is a messenger RNA of Polyodon spathula (Mississippi paddlefish), 4014 nucleotides long. RefSeq names its product serine/arginine repetitive matrix protein 4-like. Lineage: Eukaryota; Metazoa; Chordata; Actinopteri; Acipenseriformes; Polyodontidae. The coding region runs from base 41 to 1390 and encodes 449 amino acids. Gene Ontology annotation, cellular component: nucleus. Gene Ontology annotation, biological process: neuron maturation; mRNA processing; regulation of RNA splicing. The record is from RefSeq and is a predicted model, not a curated record. Gene Ontology annotation, molecular function: mRNA binding. The transcript is spliced from 8 exons.